AAAUUCUAUUCGCUCCGCAAAAUUUGAAAAGUGAAUAUCUUGUGCAGAACCACACACCAGACAUACCGUUAAAAUGGCAUCGUUCGUUGGAAAGAAGUACAAGCUCGACAAAUCCGAGAACUUCGAUGAGUACAUGAAGGAGCUGGGCGUCGGUCUGGUGACGCGCAAGAUGGGCAACAGCCUGAGCCCCACCGUGGAGGUGACUCUGGAGGGUGAUACCUACACCCUGACCACCACCUCCACCUUCAAGACUUCCGCCAUCAGCUUCAAGCUGGGCGUGGAGUUCGACGAGGAGACCCUGGAUGGUCGCAACGUGAAGAGCAUCAUCACCCUCGAUGGCAACAAGCUCACGCAGGAGCAGAAGGGCGACAAGCCCACCACCAUUGUCCGCGAGUUCAACGAUGGCGAGCUGAUCACCACCCUCACCAUUGGCAACGUCAAGUGCGUGCGCGUCUACAAGGCUGUCUAAGCGACAGGAGCUGUCCAUGACUGAUCUACAACUAUAAUCAUUCGACUACAUGCAUCGCAACUAACUCAGAUAGCCACUAUUGUUAUUGACUAACAGUGAAUUAAUCUAACUAAACGAAAAAAAAAAAA
This is a messenger RNA of Drosophila serrata, 597 nucleotides long. RefSeq names its product fatty acid binding protein (gene fabp). The record is from RefSeq and is a predicted model, not a curated record. Gene Ontology annotation, molecular function: lipid binding. NCBI's taxonomy places the organism in Eukaryota, Metazoa, Arthropoda, Insecta, Diptera, Drosophilidae.